CUGUCUUCCGGUCNCGAGGAUGUUUUGGUGUCUGAAGAGGCCUCGACAAUUCUUGCAAAUACUGGUCUAAUCAGUUUGUACCAAAAGGCUGCUGCUCAUGACAGGAAUCAAGGUCCACUGUCUGCCAUACCGGGCAUGGAUGCGAAUACAGUCAAUCAAACUUUGUUGCAAUUUGAUUUAUAUCUCUCUCAACCAGAUAAUUAUGAGUUAGAUCAAGUGGCCAAAAUCAGCAGUAUUCGCACGAGGGAGAGUGUGCAGCAGAGAACAGUGGAUAACGUGGUUGCUGCUUACUCGGUUAUCAUCAGCAAGUUGGAAGAUCCGUUUAAUGCUUAUGCAAAUGUCGCUUUCAAAACUGUUGAGCAGGCAAGUAUUCAAAUCUUGCCCUUCCGAAUUUAUGGAACAAAUUCUGAAACUUGCCUGUUACGUCUUAUCUCCCUGGUCAUUAGACAACGAUUUGGCCUGCGUGACCAGAAAGAGGACUUAAUAGUGUAUCGCUUGCCGCUCAACAGAGUUAAUGCAGUGAAAGAACUGCUCAAGUGA
Messenger RNA from Haemonchus placei, 540 nucleotides. Lineage: Eukaryota; Metazoa; Nematoda; Chromadorea; Rhabditida; Trichostrongylidae. The record is from the annotation of a GenBank genome assembly.